AUGCUGCAUUUAACAGCAUUCUAUGGCAGGUGGUCAGAGAGGCCCUACGGAAAAGAGGGUUACCGGGAUAUCUUCAAAAAGUCAUCUAGUCGUUCCUUAGUGGGGUCGGUAUUGGGCCCACUCCUGUGCAACCUGAGCUUUGACGAAUUGCUCCGGGUGGAGACCGAGAAGGGGUGCACUAUCGUUAGCUACACUGACGAUACGCUGGUGCUAAGCUCAGCAAAGGACCCGACCAUGGCGGUGGCACUCGCAAAUAUACAAGUAGCAACAGUGGGGGCAAUCGGGACGUUGCCGGACCUGAGGAUUAGCGGGGUGCUGGUGGUGCUGGGGGCCUUAAUGAAAUACCUCGGGGUCCUGUUGGACCCAUGGCUCAGCUUUACACCACACCCAACGUAUGUGGAGGAAAAGGUUGCUAGGGUCUCCAGAGCCCUCUUCAGGCUCCUACCGAAUGUUGAGGGACCGUCAGAACAGAGGAGGCAGCUCUACGCGGAGGUGCUCUAUUCAGUCAUACUGUACGCGGCUCCCGCGAGGAGCGACGCGAUGUCCGCCUUCCAGGGUGCACAGCGGGCGCGGCUGGAGGACGCCGAACUCGCCAGCGCGCGGCUUAGGGGGGUGAUACUCCCCAACUGGGAAGAGUGGAUGGAUAGGAGGUACAGGGGAUUGUCAUUCCGGCUGACCCAGAUCCUCACAGGCCACGGCUGGAUACACGAUGGAGGUGUGCCGGGCCUAGGAGAUGAAACGGAGAACGGGGAGGACCUCACCCUGCGCGGCCUGGUACGUGCAAUGGUCGAGUCAGGAGAGAAGUGGACGGCCGCGGCCCGCUUCGCAGAGCGGGUCAUGGUGGCCAAAGAGAGCGUGGCGCGCAAAAGGCAGCACGCUGGUAGACGGAUCGCAGCAGGGCCCGAAAGCGAUACACCCACCGAGGGCGGGUAA
Diprion similis is the source of this 933-nucleotide messenger RNA. RefSeq lists its product as uncharacterized. The transcript is spliced from 5 exons. The record is from RefSeq and is a predicted model, not a curated record. The coding region runs from base 1 to 933 and encodes 310 amino acids. Lineage: Eukaryota; Metazoa; Arthropoda; Insecta; Hymenoptera; Diprionidae.